AGCUCUUUUGAAAAAAAUAAAUUACGCGCAAUCUUUUCUUUUAAAUUUCCCUCUUGACCUUUUUCUCUUUCCUAUUCUCUCAUCUUCUUCUUUUCAAAUGGCCUCAUCUAAAGUCAUUGGUACUGUUCCUGGUUACAAGUUCAUUAAGAACCGUCGUGCAGCUGUUUUGGCCUUCCCUUUCAAUGGUGGUCAGGGUCGAGAAGGUGUUGAACUAGGUGGUAUGCAUUUGGUUGAGCAUGGUAUUCUUGAGCAACUCAAGGAAAUGGAAUGGGAAACCUCGUUUGAGCCAAAUGAGGACAUCGAUACCUUCCGUCCAAGCUCUGAUCCUGAUAUCGAAGGUCUCAAGAAGCCUCGUUUUGUGUCGUCGGUGACUAAGAGAGUUGCUGAACAGGUCAGCACUGCUGCAAAGGCUGGAGACUUUGUCGUCACCUUGGGAGGAGACCACUCUUUGGCCAUGGGCACUGUUUCCGGUGUCUUCGAAGCUUAUCCUGAUGCCUGUCUUAUCUGGAUUGAUGCUCACGCUGAUAUCAACACCCCUUCCACUACGGACUCGGGUAAUAUGCAUGGAUGCCCUAUCAGCUUUGUUAUGGGUAUUGCCGGAGACAUCCCUGAAUUUGCUUGGAUCAAAAAAUGCUUGCUUCCUGAGCGUUUGGUCUACAUUGGCCUUCGUGAUGUCGAUCCCGCGGAAAAGAAGAUCCUCAAGGACAAUGGCAUCAAGGCAUUCAGCAUGCACCAUGUUGACAAGUAUGGUAUUGGAAAGGUUGUCGAAAUGGCCCUGGACCAUGUCAACCCCAACCGUGAUAGACCCAUUCAUUUGAGCUUUGACGUCGAUGCCCUGGAUCCCAGUGUCGCUCCCAGUACUGGCACUCCCGUCCGCGGAGGUUUGACCUUCCGCGAGGGCCACUAUAUUUGUGAAGCUCUCGCUGAAACUGGCUUGUUGGUGGCUGCUGAUAUCAUGGAAGUUAACCCUGCUCUUGAAGACGAGCAAGCUGUUUUCCAAACCGUCCAGGUUGGAUGCUCUUUGACUCGCUGCUGCCUUGGAGAAACUCUUUUGUAAUUUCCCCACGCCGCCCUUAUAAUCUUUUAACACACGCCCUCCCCCCCUCUCUUCUGUAAAUCACUCGUAGAACUUUGCGUAGCGCUUCCGAGAUGAUGGCUCUCGCAUUUGUAAUUUAACAAGACAAAUGA
Molecule: messenger RNA, 1188 nt
Organism: Umbelopsis ramanniana AG
Lineage: Eukaryota; Fungi; Mucoromycota; Umbelopsidomycetes; Umbelopsidales; Umbelopsidaceae
Exons: 4
Coding region: 98-1057 (319 amino acids)
Cellular component (GO): cytoplasm; nucleus; cytosol
Molecular function (GO): manganese ion binding; arginase activity
Source: RefSeq, a predicted model, not a curated record